Drosophila willistoni is the source of this 988-nucleotide messenger RNA. RefSeq lists its product as uncharacterized. The record is from RefSeq and is a predicted model, not a curated record. The transcript has 5 exons. NCBI's taxonomy places the organism in Eukaryota, Metazoa, Arthropoda, Insecta, Diptera, Drosophilidae. Bases 110 to 988 code for a protein of 292 amino acids.
UCAUUUCAGUGUGUUGUCAGCUUUUCUCAAUAAUUUUGUUCUUAUUUACUGUAAAUGGUGUGGAAUAUAUAAGUCCAGUUCAUUCACAGAGCGGUAUCCGUCACAUAAGAUGUUCAAUGUGAAUGCAGAUAAUCAGCAAUCAACAGGGAACAACGUGAAUAAUUUGAGCGCCAUUCAAGAAGACGAGACUUUGCAUCAAGGCCAUAGUCAAUUCCAUGUACACAAGAUUGUGGAACAAUUUUGCCGGAACACUCAUUUGCUAAAACUGAUCGAGGGUUGCGUACAAAAAUUCGUGGCUCAUUAUCAGGAUACUAAACGUCCGGAGGAUUUGCUAGCACCACUGCAACUUCGUCUGGAUUUUGUCGUAGGAGAUUUGGCAAAGCGUGCACCGCAACUGCUGAAACUGGUCAUACGGGAGCCCAUUCAGUUCGCAGAGGCUGUGAAAUACGCCGCAUUUGGUCUGGUGCGGCAACAAUUGCGUCUGCUUGGCCACAAGCCAGUGGAUAUUGGUCAAUUGCAUGCCCAAUGGCGUUUAGUGGGACUUCAAUUCCAUCCAAAUUUGCUCUUUGAUCCCGGUCAGCAAUCCUUCCCCUUGGGUUUGUCCUUUAUUCAGGGCAUACUCUCGGCCUAUACGCCACCGGAGACGCUUGUCCUACAAACAAUAUGGUUCUGUGGUAGUGGUUGCCUACGCAAUGCACUACAGACCAGCUCCACGGAUGCUCCUUUAUGUUCUAACUGUAGCCGGCCUAUGAGCGAGUAUCAAAAAUUGCGAGUCCUUGAAUCCUAUCGCCUGCUAGCAGUUCUCUCUAUAUCCAGCGUGCAGUCACCGCGAACUUCUGGUUGCAUUCAUCGUGCUAUAUUGGCUCGUGCAAGAGAUCAUACGUACGAUCUGGACUUGAAAUUGGGGGCAGAUUAUCUUCUUAGUGGCUAUUUUACGGCAUCAUCAGCGGCAUUUAAUUUUGAAAUAUGCCACCUAAGAAGAGUCUAG